Oreochromis aureus is the source of this 2610-nucleotide messenger RNA. It is a transcript of the gene dbn1, whose product is annotated as drebrin 1. The transcript has 14 exons. Gene Ontology annotation, biological process: positive regulation of dendritic spine morphogenesis; positive regulation of axon extension; regulation of actin filament polymerization. The record is from RefSeq and is a predicted model, not a curated record. Gene Ontology annotation, molecular function: actin filament binding. Gene Ontology annotation, cellular component: cortical actin cytoskeleton; postsynaptic membrane; lamellipodium. Lineage: Eukaryota; Metazoa; Chordata; Actinopteri; Cichliformes; Cichlidae. The coding region runs from base 184 to 1887 and encodes 567 amino acids.
UAGGACCCAUCGGACUGUGACCAGCUGAUCUUCCGGCGCUAGGACCCCGCGGACACCGCGCUCCUCUCUUUGUCUCCACCAGUCAGCGCCGCCUCCUCCUCCUGCUGCUGCUGCCGUCCUCCUGUAGUCUCACUCCGAGUCUCUCCCCAUCAGCAGCGGCUGGAUGCUUGCAGGGACGGAAACAUGGCUGUGAAUCUCGGCAAGAACCGGCUGGCCCUGCUCACCGCCUACCAGGACGUCAUCGACGAGACCACGGACACCGACUGGGCCUUGUACACAUACGAGGAUGAAAGCAACGACCUGAAGCUGGCGGCGUCCGGAGGAGGCGGCCUGGCAGAGAUCACGCUGACCUUUGACAGCGGCAGGGUGAUGUACGGCUUCUGCAGCCUGAAGGAGCCCACCGCCGCUCUGCCACGAUACAUCCUCAUCAACUGGGUUGGAGAUGAUGUGGCAGAUGCCAGGAAGUGUGCCUGUGCCAGCCAUGUCGCCACCAUCGCAGACUUCUUCCAGGGGGUGGAGGUCAUCAUCAAUGCCAGCAGUCUGGAGGACAUCGACCCCAUGGCAAUCGGGCAGCGCCUGACCAAUGGGACGGCAGCGGUGGCGAGCCCGGUCCUGAGCCGUCUGAAGACCCGAGAUGAAGAGCACGCAGACGUGGGCACGGUGUACGAGAAGACCAACGCAGAGGUGGAGAUGAAGAAAAUCAAUAGACAGGAGUUUUGGGAGCAGGCCAAGCGUGAAGAGGAGAUGAGGAAGGAGGAGGAGAAGAGGAAGGUGGCGGAGGAGCGGCAGCGCUUCGAGGAGGAGCGAAUGGAACUGGAGAGGAAAGAGCAGGAGAACCGAGAGAAGAGGUACCGCGAGAGGGAGCAACAGAUCGAGGAGCACAGAAAGAAGAUGCAGGAGGAGGAAGAGGCCAAAGAGAGGUUGCGAAAUCAGACCCCCGUAGCAGCAGAGCCGAGCAUCGAGGACCUCAACCUGGACAAGAAGGAAUCUGAGGUAGAGGAAGCGAAGGCCAUCAUCGCUCAGCGGUCAGGAAACCCUCGAGAGUUUUUCAAGCAGAAGGAGAGAGCCAUGACCAUCAGUGUGGACACCUCGCCCGUCUCCAUCCACCGGAGCGCGGACAAUGACGAUGAAGUGAGCACAGAGCGCAACAUGGCCACCGUGUCACCCAUUCCUAAAAUAGUCACCACGCCCAUCAAAGAAGACUACAGCAGGGAUGAGGAGGAAGACCGCGCAGACGAGUGGGAUUCGGUGCCAAAGCAGGACCAGAAACCUCCGGUCCAGGAGUCGACGCCCACCAAGCCCGUGCAGAGUGUCGCCCCGCAGGCCCGCGACUCCUCCGGUGUCUCUGCGUGCGAGUCCGGCACUGACAGCCUGGUUGACCUGUGGGACGGCAGCUCCGCCCCUCCAGCCAAUGCCGCCCAGCCCGCCCAGUCCUCCAAUCUGGUGGACCUAAUGGGAGAUGUUCUCCAUGACGACCUCCCGCCCAGCACUGCUGCCGCCAGCGGCCGGCCUCAGCCGCUCCUCAGCUUUGACGAGAUGAUGGACGGGACUUUCUGCUCGGGUACUGGCGCCGAAGACGACCCGUCCAGUUUGGUGGACGUGACGGGCUCUGAUCAGAUGACCCUGAGCUACCAGCAUGCACUGCAGCAUGCAUCCGGGGAGGGCCAGGAGCUGGAUGACGGACAGCUGCUGAUGACCAAUGGGGAGGCUCUGCUGAAAGAAGGCACUCAGGCGAGCGAGGGCUACUUCAGCCAAUCACAGGAGGAGGAAUUCGGGACAUCAGAGGAGUCCUCGGCUAAACCCGCACCGGUCUUUUAUAACAAGCCACCAGAGAUUGACAUCACGUGCUGGGACACGGACCCCGUGGUUGACGAUGAAGACGACUAACCGGCCUAUAUGACACCCACACCACCACCGCCACCGGACCAAGAGGAAGUAGGAAGUGCGCUUCAUGAGGAAACAGAUUUUUUUUCUAAAAAAUAAAAAGAAACAAACAAAAAAAGUAAUAAUAACAAGUCUUGCAUCAAAACUACUUCUGUAUUAUCUUUUAGAAUCAGUAGCCACAGAAAAGAGACAGGGUUGUUGACGGUUUGGAACGAUUUUUUUUUCUGUGUUUAUUUUAUUUAUUUGCUGUUUUCUUUCUUUUUUCUUUUUUUUUUUUUUGCUAUGCAGAUGUAUUAGCUGGGAGUGGGGGGAUUUUUUUUGUUUGUGUACAUGAUAAUUACACGUAGCGCACUGCUGCAUUUUAGAGACAAUGAAGCCUGGCGUGUGGUCGACACGCUUAGUCUGUAGUACUUCAAUAACACCCUAUAAAACUAAUACAGCCGAUCAAUACAGCUGCCAUGUAUAGCUUCACUCUGUUCUCUUCUUACCUCGUUUUCACCACCCUCCUUCUUCCCUUCCUUCCUGAAAAUAUUCACCUCUGCAAGUCAGUUAAUCUUGUAUUUAGAGCUCACUUCACAGAAACAAGGUGAAACAUUUUAUUUAUUCUGGUGUUUCUCAGCUGCAAUCUGUUCUCCAAGUCAAACUGUGGCUCCUUUUUGACCUUUUUCCACACCUUUUGUAUGAUUUUACUGACUGAAUUCAAGAUUAAAUGGCUUGUGAAUCUGA